Racocetra persica is the source of this 702-nucleotide messenger RNA. NCBI's taxonomy places the organism in Eukaryota, Fungi, Glomeromycota, Glomeromycetes, Diversisporales, Gigasporaceae. The record is from the annotation of a GenBank genome assembly.
AUGAAGCUCGAAGGGGGUAAAAAAAUUGAAACUAUGAUGGAAGAAGAUUAUGAAUAUGUACAAUCCGAACCAGAUAUCAACAGACCAUUCCAGGGAGGGUUUCUAGUUUCUAUUCAGAUUAAAUACCGAUCAACAGAAAAUCUACAAAUAUAUGAUCCCAAAAUGAAUCACGAGGGUGGUUCCAAGACAUUAAAUCAUUAUUUACGUGAUUUCGAUGAAUUAUUAUCCCGUAUGAUCCUCGAUGAAAAUGAGAAUUCUUUUACAAUACGCUAUGGAAUUUUUAUUGUCAAUGACAAAGUUCAUAUCCCUGAACGGUAUUCUAGUAUCACGAAUAUUAUUAUGGUAAUCAAUGAAUCAGAGAUUACUAAUGAUAAUAUAAAAGAUUUCUUUAACCAAAUCAGAACACAUAAUCAUAAUAUUUCCCAGGGUAAACAAACCCAAUUCUAUGGUAGUGGAAAAACCAUACUCAACAAGACUGACAGGGCAAUGAUAGCAGCACAUACAGAUACUAUUGAAACUAUUUUUAAAAAUUUAAGUAACGAAACCUGGGCGAAUGAAAAGAAAAGAUUAACUAAGAUGGUGUUGGAUAUCAUCAGAGAGACAAGAAUAUGCACAGCAAUCACAGAGUCGGAUAGGAAAGGACCAAGAUAUGAAAGUGACUGUAUAAAUACAAACAUAUGUAUUACUUCAAUGAUAAUGAGU